AUGGAAAGGCGUCGGUCUGUGCUUUGUUUCCUAUUGGCUCUUGUGUGCAUUUGGGAAUUUAGUCGACCUCACGUCGAGGCUGCUCCUGUCUCAGGGCUUGUCAAUGCUAUUGCGCGAAAGGUCUUGCCAGCUGCCCUAAAAGAGGGAGGCGCGAUCGUAUGGAAGCAAAGACGAACUCUAGCCAACAUCACCACCGACUUUAGUGUGAGAGGAGGAGACAAAGGCCUAGAGACGAGUUUCUAUGUAGAUAACGGCCUCAACUUCGCCAUGAAUCUCAAUUUGGGAACUCCUCCUGUGCAGCACAACUUCACCAUGGCACUUAACUCGGAAUUCUUCUGGGCUGCGUGCUCUCCUUGCGUCGAUUGCAAUGUUUCCACAAACGAUCCCCUCUUUUCAUCGGCAUCAUCCACAUCUUACACUAGAAUUCCUUGCACCUCUCCUUUCUGCUCGACAUCCCCUGGUUUCUCCACAAACGCUUGCGGAUCUUCAGCAGUGGGUUCCACGACUUGCUUAUAUAAUUUUUCUUACAGCACCGAUUACUCCUCAGCUGGUGAGAUGGCUAGUGAUGUUGUAGCCAUGAAAACUCCACGCAAAACUAGAGGCAAUAAGAGCCUCAGAAUGUCACUUGGAUGUGGUCGAGAAAGCACGACAUUGCUGGGGAUUCUCAAUACAUCAGGCCUGGUGGGAUUUGCAAAGACAGACAAGUCAUUCAUUGGACAACUUGCUGAAAUGGACUAUACAAGCAAGUUUAUCUAUUGUGUUCCAUCUGAUACGUUUAGCGGCAAAAUCGUGCUCGGCAACUAUAAGAUCUCAUCGCACUCCUCUCUCUCUUACACUCCAAUGAUCGUAAAUUCCACUGCCUUGUAUUACAUCGGCUUGAGAUCCAUAAGUAUCACCGAUACGUUGACUUUUCCGGUGCAAGGCAUUCUUGCAGAUGGAACUGGAGGAACGAUCAUUGAUUCAACCUUUGCAUUCAGUUAUUUCACACCAGAUUCCUACACCCCUCUUGUGCAAGCCAUACAAAACCUCAAUUCCAACCUUACUAAAGUAUCGAGCAACGAAACUGCAGCACUGCUCGGCAAUGAUAUUUGCUAUAAUGUUUCUGUAAAUGAUGAUGAUGCUGAAAAUGCUACCGUGUGCUUGGCUGUUGGAGACUCAGAGAAGGUGGGGUUCUCACUGAAUGUUAUAGGAACCUACCAGCAGCUAGAUGUGGCAGUGGAGUUUGAUCUGGAAAAGCAGGAGAUUGGAUUUGGAACAGCAGGAUGCAAUGUCAGCAUGAACCUUGACACUUCUUCUGGUUUUACAUACGUCUUCGUGUGGAAAUCUUCUACAACUCAAGCCAAGAGAAAUCCAUCCAAGCCACAAGAAAAGAUGGAAAUUAAUUGUGUCGUUGACGCGCGCCCCCGAUUGCGAUUGCCUCCGGCAUUUGGAGUGCGGCUGGACGAUGGGGGAUGA
This is a messenger RNA of Selaginella moellendorffii, 1455 nucleotides long. Its product is annotated as aspartic proteinase nepenthesin-1. The transcript has 3 exons. Bases 1 to 1455 code for a protein of 484 amino acids. The record is from RefSeq and is a predicted model, not a curated record. NCBI's taxonomy places the organism in Eukaryota, Viridiplantae, Streptophyta, Lycopodiopsida, Selaginellales, Selaginellaceae.